AUGUCAUUGUAUACAUAUAUUUUGAAAUCUACAACAACCGAAACAAAGAAAAGAAAAUCUAUGCCCAUGACAGACACAAGUAGUCAAGAAAUCGAUUCAUUAUUAUUAUCCAAUGGUAAUAACGAAGAAACUCAAUCGACAACACUUUCUAAUCGUCGAUCACAACGACGACGAACAAAUGUUCAAUCAAAUAUGCGAAGUAGUUCUUUAACAACAACUAUAUUAAAAGAAAACAGCUGUGAUAAUGAAUCGAUACUAGAAACAAUAAAAGAAAAUAAUAAUCAACCACAGCAACAACAAGAAAAACGUUGUUCACCUGUUAUUACAGAUACGCUUGUAUUUAAAACAUCAAAAUUAAAUCCAAAAUCAUCCUUUUGGACAGUGACUGAUCGACAAGCCGAAUGGUAUAAACUCACUAUACCAGUCAAUCAACCAACGAAUAAUAAUAGUAAUAAUAUAAAAGAAUCAUUAGCAGUGCCCUGCCGAUUGCUACCACAUGUAAUAGAACGAAAAAAAUCAAAUUUAAAUAUCAACGAUCAAAAUGAAGAAAUUCUGUAUGUAUCCAUGAAUGAAAUUUUCCUUUCGUAA
Rotaria socialis is the source of this 588-nucleotide messenger RNA. Lineage: Eukaryota; Metazoa; Rotifera; Eurotatoria; Philodinida; Philodinidae. The record is from the annotation of a GenBank genome assembly.